GAGGAGGUUUCCCGCAGAUCAUUGAGGACGCGCAGAGGAGCGUUUAGACACCAAGCGAAGAGUCACAGGGAUGCACUUUUAGCCCCAAAUACACCUCUGUUUUCACGCUUCAUCUGUGGACUCAACACUUGGACACUUUCCCCGUCUUCAAACCCAACUUUAGUGGAUUAAUUAUUUAAAAAAUGCGCUUGGAACGGUUCCGCGUAAAGACGCCGGGGACUGGAGCCAUGCUCGCCCGCUGCCUGCUCUCUUUCUGCGGGCUUCUGCUCUCUGUUUCCCGGCCCGGGGAGGCGUUCAACCUGGAUGUGGAGAACCCGGCUGUGUACACCGGACCAAAUGGGAGCUACUUCGGAUACUCUGUGGACUUUUAUUUGGCUGAUUCUGCCAGUGUAAGCGUGGUGAUCGGAGCUCCGAAGGCCAACACAACGCAGUUCAACGUCACCGAGGGAGGGUCCGUCUUCUACUGUCCCUGGAGCAUCGGCCAAUCAGACUGCCACUCCAUCGACUUUGAUAGUAAAGGUGAUCGCACCGCGUUGCUGAACAACACUGAACAUCAGAUCGAUUUUAAGUCCCACCAGUGGUUCGGAGCCACUGUUCGUUCUCACGGAGACACCAUCCUGGCCUGUGCCCCUCUCUACUCCUGAGGACGGAAAAAGAUUACCCCCCGUUCUGACGCCACAGGAACCUGCUACCACUCUCAGUGCAAAACUUCACCAAAUUUGUUGGAAUUUGCACCCUGCCGCACAGAGAUCAGUGACGCGGUGGGACAGGGUUACUGUCAGGGCGGCUUCAGUGCUGACUUCACCACGGAUGGCAAAGUGGUAUUAGGAGGGCCCGGCAGCUACUUCUGGCAGGGUCAGGUGAUCUCUGCAGCUAAAGAGGACAUUAUCAAAGCGUAUUACCCUGGGUAUUUCAUGCAGUCUGUGGAGGGCCAGAAGCAGACCAGACAGGUGAUGUCCGAGCACGACGACAGCUACCAAGGCUACUCUAUCGCUGUUGGGGAAUUCAGCGGUGAUCAGGUGGAAGAUUUCGUGGCCGGCGUUCCAAAAGGACUCAAGCUUUAUGGAUUGGUGUCGAUUCUGAACGGUACCGAUCUGAAGACCAUCAUGAACUUCACAGGCGAACAGAUUGGAUCAUAUUUUGGGUACACAGUGGCAACGACGGAUCUCAACAGUGAUGGUUUGACUGACCUGCUGGUUGGCGCUCCCAUGUUCAUGAUGCGAGGGUCCGAUGGUCGUCUGGAGGAAAUGGGCCGGGUCUAUGUUUACCUGCAGAGAGACCCCCUGCAGAGAGACGCCCAGCAGCUGGAGCUCCUCCUCCCUCACCUGACCGGAUCCCAGGUGAUGGGGAGGUUCGGCAGCACCAUCGCACCUUUGGGAGAUCUGAACCAGGACGGCUUCAAUGACGUGGCCAUCAGCUGUCCGUUUGGCGGGGAGGACCAGCAGGGUUUGGUCUACAUCUUUAACGGUUUCUCCGAGGGUCUGAAGGAGAAACCCUCUCAGGUGAUCUCGGGUCAGUGGGCUGCAGGAUCGGUUCCUGCCAGCUUCGGGUUCUCCCUCCGAGGAAAUAAAGACCUGGACAUGAACGGAUACCCAGAUCUCAUUGUCGGUGCCUUUGGUGUCAAUAAGGCGGUUCUCUACAGAUCCCGCCCCAUCGUGAACACCAGCGCCUCUCUGACCGUUUCCCCCACCAUGAUCAACCCGGAGGAGAAGAACUGCAUCGUCACGAGUGGAAACAGCAGCGUUCCCGUUUCCUGCGUCAACCUGAGUUUCUGCAUAUCUGCGGAGGGGAAGCACCUACCAGACGUUCUAGAUUUCCAGGUGGAAGUGCAGCUGGACAGCAAUAAGCACAAGCAGAAAGGAGCCGUGAGGAGGGCUCUGUUCCUCGACUCCCAGCUGCCUUCGCUACAGAGGAGUGUGAGGGUGCGACAUGGCGAGCGUGUGUGCAACAACACCAAGAUCUACCUGAGAGAUGAGAAAGACUUCAGGGAUAAACUCUCUUCCAUUUACGUGGCCUUGAACUUCAGCUUGGAUCCGAAAGCAGCGGCAGACUCCCACGGUCUGCGGCCCAUCCUCAACUAUCAGACCACCAACGUGAUCGAGCAGAAGGCUCAGAUCCUGCUGGACUGUGGCGAGGACAACAUCUGCGUCCCCGACCUGAAGCUGGCCGUUCAGGGGAACAGGAAGGAAGUGUACCUGGGUGACGACAACUCGCUGACCUUGACUUUCAACGCCAGGAAUGAGGGUGAGGGGGGUGCGUACGAGGCGGAGCUAUACGUGGUGCUGCCCCCCGAGGCCGACUACAGCGGCAUCGCCAGGAAUAAUGAGAGCCUGACCCAGCUGACCUGCAGCUAUGAGACGGAGAACCAGACCCGGUACCUCAGCUGUGAUCUGGGAAACCCCAUGAAGUCUGGCACCAGUCUGUGGGCAGGUCUGCGCUUCACGGUGCCGCGGCUGAAGGACACACACAAAACGGUCCAGUUUGAGAUGCAGAUCCGCAGUAAAAACGAAAAUAACUCCCACAGUGAGGUUGUGCCAUAUAAACUGGAGGUGGAGGUUCAGGCUGACGUCAUUCUGCAGGGCGUUUCCCGGCCAGAUAAGGUCUUCUUCCCGCCGGUCAACUGGAAGCUGACCAAGAACUACGAGGUGGAGCAGGACGUGGGGCCGCCAGUGGAGCACAUCUUUGAGCUGGUGAACAACGGGCCGAGCCGGAUCAGCCACACUCUGCUGGAGCUGCGCUGUCCAUUCAGAAUCCAGGGCCAGACGCUGCUCUACCCCCUCAGCUUCUCCACCGAGGGACCCAUCAACUGCACCGCCGACAAGCACAUGAACCACCAACGCCUCAAGCUCCAGCGCACUUCAACAGAACCUCCUAUCCUGGCCCUGAAGGCACCGGAGCACCACGUCGAGAGGAGGGACGUCAACAAGAACCAACUCGCGCAUUUAACUAACCUGUCCUGCUCGAACACCGAGUGCUGGGCGCUGCAAUGCACUGUGGGUAUUCUGGAGAAGGGAACCACCGCCAUCCUCAAAGUGCGAUCUAGAGUCUGGGCCGAGACGUUCACUGAGAGAGCGUACAAACACUACGUGCUGGAGUGUCUCGCCCAAUACAGCGUGGAGAAGAUGCCGUACGCCAUCGCCCCGAAACACGCGCCCAGCGGACACAAAAAGGUUGUGACCCCGCUGCUUUGGAAUAAGCCGGACAUAGAGAACUCGGUUCCUCUGUGGAUCAUCAUCCUGGCCAUUUUAGCAGGUUUACUGCUGCUGGCUCUGCUCAUCUACGUCCUGUACAAGUUGGGCUUCUUUAAGCGCUCUCUCCCGUACGGCACGGCGAUGGAGAAGGCUCAGCUGAAGCCUCAGGCUGCGUCCGAGGCGUAACGCCGAACCACAGGAACCACAGGAACCGGCCGUAUGAUUGCAACGAGAAACACGAUGAAGAGUGGAUCAGAAAGAGAUUUAAGAGACACCACUGGAAACUCCACUGUGCUGCACUACAGGAACAACCCAAAGAUCUCCAAAGCCAAAUGAAUGUUUUUAUUUCUUUUUUAACUUAUGUCGGCAGAACUGUUUCUCACUGAGACUGAACGGCAGCAAGGCGACUGCAGAGAGAUGCUUUUACUCUGGUGCUAAUGGUCUCACAGGUUACAUGCAGCAGGAGCUGUGAAUUACGCCGCGUGCAGAGACCCUGAAGUAUCCUUCUGGUAUCUCCAGAACACGUGGUUUUUACAGAAGGAUGAUCGGAUUGUUUUCAGGUGAAAAAGUCGACAUUACUGGCCUACACGUCGGACCUGAAUCUGUUCAAUUGCUCGGCUUUUAUCACAUUUUUCCAAGAAGCAUCGGUUCUUUAACGGCUGGAGGACGGCGCUGCGUCGAGAAAUCUACUGAUUCAUUCCAGAGAAACCUUCCUUUGAGAGUUUAGCUCACAGCAGGAAGAAGAGAGGAUAUGUGCAGGAAGUGACGCUGAGGUGAAGCACGAGGGGGGGGGGGGAUGUCUCCACCCGAAGACAAUCAGCGAUGUUGUAGCUCGUUGCAGACAGAUUUAGUUUAAGGGUCUGUGUUCACAUAACGCCUUUUUCUGCGUCAUCUCAUCCACAGUUCAAAUCAAAUCAAGUUUUAUUUAUAUAGCACAUUUAUAAACGAUUUUUGUUCGAGCCAAAGUG
Molecule: messenger RNA, 4159 nt
Organism: Gymnodraco acuticeps
Lineage: Eukaryota; Metazoa; Chordata; Actinopteri; Perciformes; Bathydraconidae
Gene: itga5
Product: integrin, alpha 5 (fibronectin receptor, alpha polypeptide)
Exons: 30
Biological process (GO): cell-matrix adhesion; integrin-mediated signaling pathway; cell-cell adhesion
Cellular component (GO): integrin complex; external side of plasma membrane
Molecular function (GO): integrin binding
Source: RefSeq, a predicted model, not a curated record